This is a messenger RNA of Leguminivora glycinivorella, 5587 nucleotides long. RefSeq names its product tetratricopeptide repeat protein 21B-like. Gene Ontology annotation, molecular function: protein binding. The record is from RefSeq and is a predicted model, not a curated record. Gene Ontology annotation, biological process: protein localization to cilium; intraciliary retrograde transport. NCBI's taxonomy places the organism in Eukaryota, Metazoa, Arthropoda, Insecta, Lepidoptera, Tortricidae. Gene Ontology annotation, cellular component: intraciliary transport particle A.
UUGAUAUUGACGAUAUUGUCAACCUAUAAACGUAAACGUACAAAAAUAAACAAAUCUGACCAGAGCGGUUUGGCAAAAUUGCGGCGCAUAUUCCUGUAAUUCCUCCUUUCUUCUUCUUUCUAUGUCGGGAAUGAUAACACGGGCAACGGUAAGAGCUUUCGCAACGGAGGCUUUACGUGUUGUCAACAAUGUUGCUACGCAACAGUUCACCGUAACACUCAAGAAUGAAAACGCGGUAUUAGGCUACCGGCUAGUAGGAAAACACAUAACGUUUGACCAUACAGACGUGCCACCGGUGUUUCAAGGGAAAGGCGUGGGAAAAUUGCUUGCCAAGUACGCAUUUGAUCAUGCUCAAAGUAACAAACUGGAUGUAACAUGCAGAUGUCACUUUCUGGCCAAAUAUUAUGAAAAGAAUGCAGCAAAAUAUAAAGGCUUAAAAGUUAAACUAGACUUAGAAUAAUAUACUAAACAUGGAAGCAGCGUGGCAUAGGUGUAAUAUUCAUUAUUAUUUAAGAGAAAAAUGUUAUGGAAAAGCUAAAACCAUUGCUAAAAUUGCCUCAUCACAGUUUCCUGAUACAGUAGAGUAUCCAUUUUAUCAUGGCCUAGCUCAGAUACUUGAAGGACAGAUUCAAAAAGGAAUCAAUGAACUAACUCCAUUACAGUCCGACAAAGAUAUACAGUUGGCAGUUGUUAUUGCUCUAAUUUAUGGCCAUAAACUUGCUAGUUCUGUUGAAAGAGAUGCACUAUACGGCCUAGAAUCCAAACUGAAAGAGGAGAGAAAGCAAGCUACUGCCACAUCUUACUACUACUCUGGUUUGUUUCUUUCGUUAGCCGGAAAAUAUGAGAAGGCCUCUGAAUAUAUUAACAAAUGUCUGAAAAAAGACUCAAACAACAUAAAUGCCAUUAUUUUAAAGGGCUGGAAUGACCUGUACAUGUAUAUUGGUGACAUGCAAGGAGCAAUAUUGGAUUGCUUGGAGCUGGCUCUCAGCAAGAGUGACCGUAAUGUGGAGGCAUUGCUUGGGCUAGCUAAAUUUAAAUACUUUGCUAAAGACCAUGAAGCAUCCAAUCUCACAUUGGACAGAUUGAUUGUUAGCAGCCCUGGACAAGUUGUGCCAUUAAUUGAGAAGUUGAAAAACGAAUUUGCAAUGCAAAAGUGGGAGCCUGUCUAUGACACAAUUGAAAGAAUCUUCCAUUUGGAGUGUGACAACAUUGUAGCAUUGAGAAUACGAAUUUAUAUUGCUUUAUGCAUAAAUUCAGACUACAUUGAAGCUGCUGAUCAAUUAAACAAGUUUUAUGGACUGUUAGAAAAUGAAGAGACAUAUAAUGGCUAUCAGUUUUACAACACAACUCAGAUAUUUUCAAGAGUUUGUGCAAGAUCAAGUGCAGUCCUUUCUCAAGUUUACAGAUUUGCACAAUAUGCUUCAGAAAUGUACUCAAACAAUGUUGAUUAUUUAAGCGAGGUGGGAUACCAGUGUUUGCUUCAAGGAAAGCAUAAAGAUGCCUUAAGCUUUUUCAAGGCAGCCAGUAAAAUUGAUAGUAACUCCAUAACUGCUUUAUGUGGAUUAACCCUUUGCCAGAUGUAUGAGAAUGGACCCACUGAACAAAUCUCUCAACAAAUUGAAUUAUUGUUUGAAAUGCAGGGCUCAAAAAAGGUGCCUAUUUUAUAUUUACUGUCAGCGCAGUUGAAUUUGAAGAACUCGUCAACUGCUGUGGCUUUGCUUAACACAGCAUUUGAAGCUAAACUCUCUUCAGCAAACAAAUACCCUUUUGGGCUGACAUAUGUAAAGGAUCUUGAUCCUGAUUUGCUUGAAGUUUAUAAAGAGUACAAGAAGCAUUUGCCAAAGAAACCAUUUGUGAUUGUUGGCUACCUGUUGUAUUCACAAGAGAGCAGUUCUUUAGUUUCAAACUGCUUGAAUAUUCUGGAGACAGCUUGUAAAGCUUGCCCCAGCCUGAUAACUGGCUUAUACGAACUUGCCAAGUUAAAGUUUUUGUUUGGUUAUGCAAAUGAAGCUCAGAAGUUGGCCCAACAAGUUGGUGAACUCGAUAAUACACACGCGGGCAGUCAGGUGCUGUUGGCUCAAAUUUACAUUCAACAACAAGCAUUUACUAAAGCCGCUCAAGCUUUAGAGUUGUGCUUAAGCUACAAUUUCAAAGUCCGAGACAGCGCUAUGUACCAUUUCUUGAGUGGAGUUAUAUUGAAAGGUGCUAACAAGCUUCAAGAUGCUUUAUCGAGUUUCAGCACAAGCUUGCAGAUAACGACAAGCAAAACUAGCAAUAUCAGUCGCCAGUUUGAAUCAGAUUUGAACAUUAUUGAUAAAGCCACAUUGUAUUUGCAAAUUAUAGAAAUACAAACUUCAUUGGGUCAGUUAGCAGAAGCGGGGAAAACUAUGCAGGAAGCUAUUCAAGAAUUUUCCUACACCUCAGAAGAAAGCCGCCUCCUCAUAGCUCGCGCCGACCUGGCUCUAAAGAAAGGCGAUGUAGACGGUGCCAUAGACAUUCUAAACGAGAUCAAACCAGGGCAGCCAUACUACUUCCAGGCUCACAGCAAAAUGGCCCAUAUUUAUCUUCAAGAGAAGAAGGACCGAGCUAUGUUCACAACUUGUUUUAAAGAGGUAGUCAGUAACCAUCCGAUGGCUGAUGCUCAUACUAUGAUGGGCGAUGUUUAUAUGUCUAUUCAUGAGCCAAUCCAAGCAGUGGAAUCCUACGAGGCAGCGCUCCAAAGUAAUCCAAAGGACGUGAGUCUGGUCCGCAAGCUUGGUGAGGCGCUAGUGAAGACACAUCGGUACGACGCAGCCGCGCAGCACUAUGAGACUAAUAUUAAGCUGCUCAAUGAUGAUACGCUCAGAUUUGAGUAUCUUGAGCUACUUAUCAAGCUAAAACAAUAUGACAAAGUGGACGCAGUGAUAUCCGCCGACUUAAACGAAAUGUACAACAAGGGUAAAGACAUCCCGACCUUAAAGAGGCGAGUCAAUCUCCUCCUUCUGCAAGCGAAGAGCCGAGAGCUCAAGAACCCGACUGCUGGAAACACGCAUCUUAUACUUACAGAAGCGAGAGAUUUACAGGCAGCUAUAGUGAAAAGGAUAGAGAUAGACUCUCGAGGAGACCUGCUGGAAGAGCGGCGGCAGUUGUCCCAUAUCCUCUGCUGCUUGGCCAAAGUCAAGUCUACCAAGGAGCCAGCCGUCGCUGCCAAUCUGUACUCCGAGGCCCUUAUACAAGCGCCGAGGGACCCUAAUACAUUGCUGGCGCUGGCCAAGUUGUUCGCACAUAUGAAUAAUCCAGAGAAGUGUGAGCAAACGUGCGCCAUCUUGUUGAACACAGACCCGAACAACGAAUCUGCUGCAGUUAUGAUGGCCGAUCUAGCUUUUCGAAAAGUGGAUCUAGAAACAGCCCAACGCCACUUAACUCAGAUCCUCUCAGUAAAGCCAAUGAGUUGGGAAGCACUCGCACAACUGAUCGAAGUGCAAUGGCGGCGCGGCAAGCUCUCCGACGCAGAGACAGCGUUAGAUGCAGCAAAACAGGAGCUAGGGGACGCAGAUGAUCCAGGCUACCAGUACUGCAGCGGCGUAAUGUCCGUAUACGCCGGGCGAGCGAACGCGGCACUCCGCCAGCUGAACCAAGCGCGCCGCUCCCCACGCUGGGGACAACUCUCGGCGCGGCGCAUGGUGCUGCUGUGUCUGUCCCAGCACGCGCCGCCCACACACGACAACAACGAGGACGACACAAGAAUGCUAGCGCUCAAAACGGCCGAGAAACUGCUAGCGGAGGUAGCGCCCGGGGACCGAAAAGCACUUCAGGCGCUAAUCCAGCUCGCUACAAGACAGAAGAGUAUGGCCGAACGGGUGUUGCAAGAUCUCCUGCCUGCCAUCACCGAUGACGUAGCCCAAGACGAUCCGUACCUCAUACUAGCUAUAGCUAACGCUUACAACAUCGUGAAACAGGCAACAAGAGCCAAGAACAUCUUGAAGCGGACCAUUUCUUCUAUACCCUGGACUCCGGAGAAGGCAGAUGGUCUAGAGAGAUGCUGGUUAGAAGUCGCCGACGGCCAAGUAAGCUCCGGUCGGGUUGACGCUGCAAAAGAACUGCUGACCAAGGUCCUCAACCACAACAACUCCUGCUCCGCUGCUUAUCAGCUUUUAGGCUAUUUGGCCGAAAAGGAGCAGAACUACAAAAGCGCCGCCCAAAACUACGACAACGCGUGGUCAUUCGGAGGCAAAAGCGAUCUCUCCAUCGGUUACAAACUCGCCCACGCGUAUCUAAAGCUCAAGAAAUACCCAGAGUGCAUCGUCGUUUGCCGGCACAUACUUAAGGCGCAUCCAGACUAUCCGAAGCUGAAGAAAGAGAUAUUGGAUAAAGCUAAAACUAAUUUACGAACUUAGGGUUCAACACUGCAUUUAAACUGCGACCGCACAUGGUGUUUCGGAGUAAUCCACGCAUAUGUAAAGCUCAAAAAAUACCCCGAGUGCAUCGUUGUAUGUCGACACUUACUUAAGGUGCAUCCGGACUACCCUAAGCUGAAGAAAGAGAUAUUGGAUAAAGCUAAAACAAAUUUAAGAACUUAGGGUCCAAUAUUCCAUUUACGACAAUACAUUCUUUCGGAGGUAAGAGCGAUCUCCCGAUCGGAUACUAACUCGCCUACGUAAAUCUAAAUCUGAAGUAAUAACCUGAAUGCAUUGUUGUUUGUCGGUACUACCCCAAGUUUAAAAGAGAUAUUUGAUAAAGCUAAAACUAAUUUAAGAACUUAGGGUUCAACUUUGCAUUUGAACCUCUUUCACUUCGUAGAAAAGAGAAAAAUUCGGGCCUCUCGGAUCUUUUCUUUAGCUUACGUACUCUGAAGGUGGUUUUCCACCGGCAGAGCGUGAAUGGGCAGAGCGGAGAGGGAAUUGAAAUCGCCCUGACCCUUUUCCACUAAAAAUUGCCAUUAAUAGCCAUCGUGGGCCUGCGCGUGCCUGCCGUAGAUUGUAGGUUUCAUACGAUACUCUAUGUCGAAAGCAAUACGGUACAUUUUUACAGUAACAAAUAUCUCAAUUCAAGUCUUGCGCAUCCUCUUCAAUCCGCGCCUCGCCAUGUCUCGUCGCGCCGUGCCGGUAGAUUACCACCUUCGAGUUAAUUUAUACUCUAAGUAGGAAGCAGUACGGUUAAUUUUUACACUAACAAAUAUUUCAAUUUACGUCCCACACAUCCACGUCAAUCCACUCCUCUCCACGCUAAGCCACUUGUCGUCUCGCCCUGCCGGUGGAUAACUACCAUCAGAGUUAAUUUAUAUUUUAAAUCGGAAGCAAUACAGUUCAUUUUUACACGAAUAAAUAUCUCAAUAAAAAUCCCGCACAUCCCAGUCAAGCUUUACUAUUUCCACCGAAGAUGCGCUGGACGAGAAUUGAAAAUUUGUCAUACAAAUUUCAAUUCCCUCCCCGCUCUGCCCAUUCACGCCCUGCCGGUGGAAAACCACCUUGAGGGUAUUUUUGUAUAAUAAGUACUAAAGACUAUUUUAACCCACCAUUUUAUAUGGAAUUUGACAGUUGACAGCCCACUAAUCCUGAGUUGAGUGGUUGGUGCAAGUGGGCCUUAGUGUUCCAAGCUGAAGAAAUGA